AGUAGCCGAGCGGUGCAGCACUGCUGUAGUGUUUCUACAGAGACGCAGUAAUUCAGUGUUUCAGUCUUUUAGAGAUUAGACAUGUCUCUGAGUGUUUAUGAGGAUCUGAUCUACUUUGAGGAGCUGAACAGAGCAGAUCGAGACGAGAUAACGGUGGUUAUAUAUGAGAGUUCAGACGCUGUUAGAGGCCUCGACCCCGACACUGAGGUGGAGGACGCCAACAUGAGGAGGAAAGUUGCCCUCCACCACACCCAAGCAGACAUAAAGGGAAGCAGACGCUACAGACUGGCUGCAGUGGGUCUGGGUCUGCUGUGUGUUCUCCUGCUGACUGCCAUCACAGUGCUGUGGAUCCAGUUAAACCACCUGACUGCAGAGAGAGACCAGUUACAGACCAGUUACAGCAACCUGGCUGCAGAGAGACACCAGUUACAGACCAGUUACACCAACCUGACUGCAGAGAGACACCAGUUACAGACCAGUUACACCAACCUGACUGCAGAGAGAGACCAGUUACAGACCAGUUACACCAACCUGACUGCAGAGAGAGACCAGUUACAGACCAGUUACACCAACCUGACUGCAGAGAGAGACCAGUUACAGGCAGAGAGAGACGGGCUCCAGAGAAGGCUUUCUGAACUGGGGUGGGUCUACUUCAACUCCAGUCUUUACUACGUCUCUAAUGAGAAGAAGAACUGGACUGAGAGCAGAGACGACUGCAGAGAGAGAGGAUCAGACCUGGUGAUCAUCAACAGCAGAGAAGAACAAGACUUCAUUAACACAUUGAGAAAAGGUCAGCGGGUUUGGACUGGUCUGAGUGACGGUGAAACAGAGGGGGUCUGGAAAUGGGUGGACGGAUCAGAACUGAUCACUGGGUUCUGGUACCCUGGAGAACCCAACAGUUAUGGAGAUGAGGACUGUGGUUUAUACGGCUAUGGGUCUGAUCCUGUGAAGAACUGGGCUGAUUAUCCCUGUAAUAACCAUUUUUUUUGGAUCUGUGAAAAGAGAAUAUAA
This is a messenger RNA of Astyanax mexicanus (Mexican tetra), 1011 nucleotides long. RefSeq names its product CD209 antigen-like protein E. NCBI's taxonomy places the organism in Eukaryota, Metazoa, Chordata, Actinopteri, Characiformes, Acestrorhamphidae. Gene Ontology annotation, molecular function: signaling receptor activity. The coding region runs from base 82 to 1011 and encodes 309 amino acids. The record is from RefSeq and is a predicted model, not a curated record. The transcript has 6 exons.